This is a messenger RNA of Xylaria bambusicola, 1241 nucleotides long. RefSeq lists its product as uncharacterized. The coding region runs from base 537 to 956 and encodes 139 amino acids. The transcript is spliced from 2 exons. The record is from RefSeq and is a predicted model, not a curated record. Lineage: Eukaryota; Fungi; Ascomycota; Sordariomycetes; Xylariales; Xylariaceae.
CUAAGUAGAUUUCUAUGUACAAGUCGUGACUUCCUCCAUAAUACACCUUGGUAUCUAGGUAGUUAUCAGAAUGAGAAGGGGGAAUUAUUUACUAACAACUACCGCCAAUCUAAUCAUAACCGUCUCAACCAAGUAUCUAUGUCCUAUCAACAGAGUAAUACACUCAGCAAAAAUCCAACUGUUUGCUUCGUGUCAUACUUAAGGGGAGACAUCACACAAGUGGGACGGUCGGCUCACCAAUCGGCGCCGCCCACGUUCGGGAUCGGGCACUAAUCACGGCGGCAUCACCAAACCGACCAAUACAACUCGGUGAGAUGGGAAUUGGGCAGUGGCCCCGGCCACUGGACUCGGGAGCCAGAUUCGAAUGAGACAAUGCACACGGGAUUUACACCUUACACCUACACAUGCACGCGCAACUACAUCUACACCUACAGCGGUUCCGCUCACCUCAAGACCAAUUCCACGAUAACGGAGAAGUGAUCGAUUAACUACAAAAACAUGAAAAGAAAGAGAGAGGGGGAAAAGGCAGGAUUACAAUGCGACCCUCUCACCACCAAAUCACAACCCUCCUCCUCCUCCUCCUCCUCCUCCUCCCCAUAUCCACAGCAUCAUCACCCGAAAGAACAAACAGCAUCCCAGAGAAAACACCAGACCCACCCCUCCUUCUCCCCCGACAGCAAACAAUGUCCACAGACUCACCAUGCGCCGACUCUGAGGGCCAAUGGAACUGCAUGACAAGCAGCUUCCAGCGGUGCGGCUCCGGGCGCUGGAGCGAAGUGCAACAAUGCGCCUUCGGCACGCAGUGCUCGCCUGCCGGGCUCACGUACGAGUUUCACGUCGACUAUGCGGAUGGGGCCGCGCCGCCCGGGACAUCUGGUGCGGAGCGGGAGAUGUUAGUAGAUCGAUGGGUGGUGGUGGUGAGUGGAUUACUGGGUUUAUUGGCUUUGUUCUUAUGAUAGAACUUGGCUGGGCAUGGGGUGAAUCGGCGCGGGAAAGAGGAAGGGGGGGGAUCGGUGAGUGAGUAAGGUGAGCUUUGGUGUUGCGGUGUAACUAAUUAAUUUCCUGGUUGAGAUGCGAUGAUUAUUGAUACCCGGGGAAAUACUAUGAGCGAAUCCAUUCUACAGGUUGAAGAUAGAUACCGAGGGCAACGUUGUUCGUCAAGCACUUAUGAUAGAGAGCAGACGCAGCUUUGACAGCCUACCCACCUAGGUUAGGUACUCAGCCAAAGACACACGAAUUAC